Molecule: messenger RNA, 953 nt
Organism: Ilex paraguariensis (yerba mate)
Lineage: Eukaryota; Viridiplantae; Streptophyta; Magnoliopsida; Aquifoliales; Aquifoliaceae
Source: the annotation of a GenBank genome assembly
GUAAGUUUCUACGGGGUCCAAUUGGCAUCCUCACAGAACACUGAGUUCUCUCAGAGAUUUAGUUCAAAUACACUAGCUAAAGAUCCAAAGUUGUCGGGUGGUAGCCACUUGGGUACGAUCUUCCUCUCUGUUUUAGUAACUCCCAGUAACCAAACUCAUUAGAUAUGCAGAAGUCAAAGCCAGUGAAUAUUCAAAUAUUUAAAAAGCCAGUAUCAAUAAACUGGUUAGAAUUCAUCACUGAAGACAGUGUCAAAUUGGCGAUUCCUGUCGGGCCCCGUUUUCAAGCUGAUGUGCCCAAUUGGAAUGGCCAUGUGGGUGACAGUGAAUUAGAAACUUCAAGGUGGCUGGGCACCCGAAUAUGGCCAGUCAGAGGAAGCUGCCCAGAAACAAAUUGUAAUGCUAUUGGAAGAGGAAGACCUGACUUUUGUUCAUGCAUCACUCCCGGAUCUAUAGAAUGUGUUAGACGGCAUGUUAUUGACAAAAGGAGCGAGCUAGAGUAUGAUCUAGGAACCGUCUUCUGGAAAUGGAAAUUUGACAUGAUGGGAGAAUCUGUUUCCAAGUUAUGGAAUUUGGAUGAGCAGAAAAAGUUUGCUCUUCUUAAAAAGUUUGCUCUUCUUGUCAAAACAAAUCCCAUAUCACAGGGUAAAACCUUUCUGAAUCCAGCCUUGGAGUGCUUUCUUUCCCAUUUUAGAGAAAGUAUAGUGAGCUACUACUUCAAUGUAUACAUUCCAAGGCGUAUUGCUGUGCAGACCAGAUCAGGCUUUACAGAAGUGGAUACUGAUGAAGAUGAGCCUUCAGAGACCUCUUAUUCCAAAGGUUGUCGGAAAAGAUGUCUAGCGGAUAGUGUUGCCCCAAGGAGUUCUGAAUAUGUGAAGACUAGAGAUAUUCAGGACUUCGAGGUCACCACACACACUGGACAAUUUAACACCGAAAUAAACCUGCUUGAAGGCUAG